CCUAAGCAGCCUGAUUUUGAAUUCUGAUGGGAAACAAAAAAAAAAAAACACUCUUUGCCAACUUAUUAUUAGAAAUAUUCUUGUAAAUUCAUUUUAUUGCUGACACUGCUUUUCAGGGUCUUCAAGAUGUUGUUAUUUAUUCAUUUAUAAAGGGAAGGUGAGAGGUGUUUGCCUCUAAAUCGUCUUAUACUGAGCCUUGUUCAAGCUUUGACACAGUGGAGGCAGCAGCCACCCGAAAACUAGACUCAGCGUGUUUGAGAGGCUCAGGUGCCGACAAGUGAAGCUUACUUACCAGGGAGAAGAGAGCAGCAGCCGACCCGCCUGGCGCAACACGCCUCUGCUUCUUUCACCAAGAAGUGCUGGAACCAUGAAGGACUGCAUAUGAGAAGUUUCCUGUUUUGACAUGAGGACCAUAAAUGUGGCCCCUCAUCCGAGGAGACUUAAAUGCAGCCGUGCACUUUUUUUCAUCUCACUUGUACUAUUGUGCGUCAUCUACACGCUCACACUGAAAGCCAGGCAGUCAGCAUUCUCUGUUUCUAUGCGGGAAAUUUUGGAAGAAAAAGGAGAUGAUGAAGAGGAUGCUGGUGUCAUAGAGGUCAACAUUGGAGAGGUAACUGUAUUCAAUGUAACGCAUGGGCAGCCCCAGUCAUCUCGGAGAACCCAACCCACUGUGGCUGUUGUCAACAGGACAGAUAUUGAGCAGUGUAUUUAUGUGGAACCCGAACCACCACCGACCGCCGCGGCCCCUUCUCCGGUCCGACCGCCGCACAGGAAGGGCGAAUACCCAGAGGACAUCUUUUCAGUGGAAGAGCGGCGCCAAGGCUGGGUGGUCCUGCAUGCCAUUGGGAUGGUUUACAUGUUUGUGGCCCUCGCUAUUGUGUGCGAUGAGUUUUUCGUCCCCGCUCUGGAGGUUAUCACGAGCAAGCUGGGCAUCUCUGACGACGUGGCCGGUGCUACCUUCAUGGCCGCCGGCGGCUCCGCGCCAGAGCUUUUCACUUCCCUGAUUGGUAUUUUCGUCUCGCACAGCAACGUGGGCAUCGGCACCAUCGUCGGCUCAGCAGUCUUCAACAUCCUCUUCGUCAUAGGAAUGUGUGCCAUCUUCUCUCGGGAGAUGUUGCACCUGACUUGGUGGCCGCUCUUCCGGGACGUGUCUUUCUACAUCCUGGACCUCAUUAUGCUCAUAGUCUUCUUUUUGGAUAAGACAAUUUUGUGGUGGGAGAGCGCCAUGCUUGUGUUUGGCUACAUCAGCUAUGUGUGCUUCAUGAAGUUCAACCGUCAGAUAGAGCACACGGUCAAGACGCAGCUCAACAAACACAUGAGCAUUGUCCAAGCGUGGACCAACGAUGUGCAAGACAAGGAAAGUGAACCGUCACCUCCUUCUCCACCUGUUCCACAUCCAGCUGCAUCAAUUAAAGAGGAUAAAUCCAAACAGCAAUCAGAACCUAUUGGGAACCCUCUGCUGAGCAAACCAUCAGACCUCCAAGAGGACAAAGCCAAACUAAGGGUGCGUCCUUCCCUGCAGCGAGGUAGGAGCUCGUCCUCUCUCCACAACCCUUCGCUGAGGAGCACCAUCUUCCAGCUGAUGAUCCACACACUGGACCCUUUGGGGGAAGACUCCACCCUUAGAGGAAGACUCAAACCCUCUACCCCAAGGAGAGCCAGGCGAGAGACAUCCUUUAACGGUGAUGUCAGAGGGGAGGGGUUAAUGCAGAAGAAAGCUGCAGCAAGUAACAAAGUAAAGCCACUGAAUGUUCCCGAAAUAGAUGGUGAUCCCAAGGCCAAAUGUGAGGUGCCUGGAACACACAGCAGUGCAGAGGAGCCGUCGACCUCCCGGCUUCCAGCUGAGGUGGAGACUGGGGGGAACGUGACAUACAAGCAGGAGAGCUCUGGUGGUGAUGACAGCAGCGAGAGAGCUAACAGUGUAGCUUGUGAAAGUGAGGAUGACGAUGGAGAAGAGGAGGAGGAAGAGGGGGACGAGAAUGAGCCCUUGACUCUGGAUUGGCCAGCCAGCAGACGCAAGCAACUCACUUACCUUCUGCUGUUGCCCAUCGUGUUCCCAUUGUGGCUCACGCUGCCCGAUGUCCGCAACCCGACAUCCAAGAAAUACUUUGCCUUUACCUUUAUUGGCACAAUCCUAUGGAUUGCCGUUUUUUCCUACCUGAUGGUGUGGUGGGCUCAUCAGGUGGGCGAGACGAUAGGCAUCUCGGAGGAAAUUAUGGGUCUCACCAUCCUGGCUGCCGGUACGUCCAUCCCCGACCUUAUCACCAGUGUUAUUGUGGCCCGCAAAGGUCUAGGAGACAUGGCUGUGUCCAGCUCAGUCGGCAGUAACAUCUUUGACAUCACUGUAGGUUUGCCAGUUCCGUGGCUAUUGUACUCACUGAUGCAUAACGGCCAACCGGUGACCGUCAGCUCUAACGGCCUCUUCUGCGCCAUCGUUCUGCUCUUUCUCAUGCUCCUUUUCGUCAUCAUCUCCAUCGCAACGUGUCACUGGAAGAUGAGCCGAAUGCUCGGCCUCACUAUGUUCACGCUCUACUUUGUCUUUCUCGUGUUAAGUGUCCUGCUGGAAGAUCGUGUUCUCAUCUGCCCAGUCUCCAUUUGACGCGUUUGACCCAAGGCUUGGUUAGCCGAGGAUGAUGUGCAAAAUAUAAUUAAUUCUUGAUAUUAAUGAGGUCACAAUUCAAUUUAACACUAACUAGGUAGCUACAGUGGACCAGAAAAUAUGAGACACUCGGUGGUUAUAAGCCGAGACAAUCCGUCACUAGAUGGCGGCAGUGAGAGCAUGUACAUUUGUGCUUGGAACUAGCAUUUUCCAUUUUCUGGUGCAGUAACAUUACCACAAAUCAAUAGGAAAAAAAAUACAAGUGCUAUGAAUUACAUGAUGUCCACUGAAAAAAAGCAUGAAAUCCAAGACAAAUAUAUAUCUUGGGGAAAAAAAUCCCUAAUAAACAACUCAAGAAUAAAUUAAGCAAAAGUGAAGUGAAAGCAACCAUUCUUUACGUUCUAUUUAGCGAAAAUGAGUUGCAAAAACCUAAAUUCAUAAAAAUGUAUUUCAAAUACUGUACUAUUUACCAUAGAACCUGUAAGAAAACUACCGUUAGUUUAAUCUUGUCGGUUGUGUGGGAAUUCCUGUUGUCAAUAGAAGCUAACAAGUGUUUUUUGUUGCGUGUCGAUACAGUUUACAUGGUGUCCUAAAGUGUCAUGUGCCUUGCUCUACUAAUUUGCAACAAGCAAAUGUACAUUUAAUCACAAAACAAAACAAUUUUUCAUUUCAAAACAUUCUGCAAUAUUAUAUAUAUA
Molecule: messenger RNA, 3297 nt
Organism: Corythoichthys intestinalis (scribbled pipefish)
Lineage: Eukaryota; Metazoa; Chordata; Actinopteri; Syngnathiformes; Syngnathidae
Product: sodium/potassium/calcium exchanger 1-like
Exons: 12
Coding region: 404-2599 (731 amino acids)
Biological process (GO): intracellular calcium ion homeostasis; calcium ion transmembrane transport
Cellular component (GO): plasma membrane
Molecular function (GO): calcium, potassium:sodium antiporter activity; calcium channel activity
Source: RefSeq, a predicted model, not a curated record